AUGGAGAAGCUCGGUUUCCCGGACCCAGCACACCCAUCGCCGGGUGCAGGGCUCACUGAUGGGGUUUCUGUUGCCAAGACAGCAAGGGCUGAGGGAGACGACGCGGCGGUGGCAGCCGUUAGCUCCAAACUUUUUCGGUGUGCGUGUGUGAGACGUUGGAUACCACUGGCCUACAGAGAGGAACUCUACCACGUCUUACGGCUCACAGGUCCACUGCUGCUGUCUCGGAUUCUGCACUUCCUCCAGCUAUUUGUUAUCAGCAUAUUCUGUGGUCACAUUGGCAAUGCGGAACUGGCUGGAUACGCUCUCGCCUCAGUGAUGAUUAACAUGACCACACUUGCAACAGGCUAUGGCCUCGCUCUGGCCUGUGACACACUCAUUUCUCAGACAUUUGGCAGUAAGAACAUGAAACGUGUGGGAGUAAUCCUCCAAAGGAGUUCAUUGAUCCUGCUGAUUUUUUGUCUGCCCUGUUGGGGUCUUCUCAUCAACACUCAAACCUUGCUGCUCAUCUUGCACCAAGAGUAUGAGGUGGCGAGAAUUGCCCAGCUCUACGCAAAUGCAUUUAUUCCAGCUGUUCCAGCCAUAUUCCUGCACCAGCUGCAAGUUGCCUACUUGCAAAACCAAGGGAUCAUUCUGCCUCAGCUGUACACUGCAGCAGUUGCAAACAUUUUUAAUUUGGGGGCCAACUACGUUUUAAUUUACAGCCUCGAGUUGGGAGUCAUUGGAUCAGCAAUAGCUAACAGCCUCUCUCAGAUCACUAUCUGCCUGCUGCUGUUUGGCUACAUCAGAUGGAAGAAGCUUCAUCUGCAGACAUGGGGAGGCUGGUCCACUGACUGUCUGCAGGAGUGGGGCUCCUAUAUGAAGCUGGCUAUUCCCAGUACAUUCAUGGUCUGCUUUGAAUGGUGGAUCUGGGAGAUUGGAGGUCUCCUUGCUGGUAUACUGGGAGAGGUGGAUCUGGCUGCCCAGCAUGUGAUGGUGGAAAUAACAUCCAUUACAUUUAUGUUCCCUCUAGGUGUCCAUGCAGCUGCCUGUGUGCGUGUUGGGAAUGCUCUGGGGGCCGGGAACAUGACCUUGGCCAUAGUCACCUGCAAAGUGGUGCUGGUUCUGUCAGGGGUGAUCGCUGUGUUCCAGGGUAUUGUCAUCGCUGGCUGUAAGUCCGUUGUUGGCUACAUAUUCACAUCUGAUGAAAACAUUGUGGAGAUUGUCUCAGAUAACCUCACAGUCUACACAUUUCUACAAUUCUUUGAUGCUAUUCUGUGCGUCAGCACAGGGAUCCUUAUUGGAGCUGGGAUGCAGAAAAUUGCUGCCUUGGCCAACCUGGUGUGUUACUACUGCAUCGGUCUGCCAGUGGGAACAGCUCUUAUGUUUGCUGCCAAGCUCAGAUUAUUAGGUUUUUGGCUCGGCAUCUUGACGUGUGUUUUCUGUGAGGCAGGUUUCUUCCUCUUUAUAAUCUUCAAACUCAACUGGAAGAAAGUCACACACAAGGCUCAACUGCGAGCUGGAAAGAAAGUGGUGGUGAUACCAAAGCGGCCUGGUAGUACAGUGCUUAGUGAGACGAUGGUGCCUGACAUCUCAGACUUCCCCGAUACAGCCCAGUUGGAUGGUGAAGAAGCUCUCAAAAUGGAGGGCUACAGUCCAGUCAACAGCCAGGACCAGGAGCUGAAAGUGGGUCACGAGGCUGAGGCCAACAACACAAAUACAGCUGAGGGGGAUGCCGAAAGGACCAAAAAGACUUCAAACACCAAAACUCCAGCGCUUCUUUCUGUCACUGAGCUGAUCUUGCGCCGGGGACUUGUCUUCUUGGUUUCAGUUCUCAUUUUAGUCAUAGGUGUCGCUUUUCACAUUGCUUUCCCUGUACAGGAGCCCUCCACUCAGAGCAGGGCCAACUUGACCCAGAACUGGACUAAUGACCCUACUCCUACACCACUGGCUCCACAGGACCUGACCCUAAAGCUCUGA
Cyclopterus lumpus (lumpfish) is the source of this 1959-nucleotide messenger RNA. It is a transcript of the gene slc47a1, whose product is annotated as solute carrier family 47 member 1. The record is from RefSeq and is a predicted model, not a curated record. Gene Ontology annotation, biological process: xenobiotic detoxification by transmembrane export across the plasma membrane. The coding region runs from base 1 to 1959 and encodes 652 amino acids. Gene Ontology annotation, molecular function: antiporter activity; xenobiotic transmembrane transporter activity. Gene Ontology annotation, cellular component: membrane. The transcript has 17 exons. NCBI's taxonomy places the organism in Eukaryota, Metazoa, Chordata, Actinopteri, Perciformes, Cyclopteridae.